Messenger RNA from Punica granatum (pomegranate), 2220 nucleotides. Lineage: Eukaryota; Viridiplantae; Streptophyta; Magnoliopsida; Myrtales; Lythraceae. The record is from RefSeq and is a predicted model, not a curated record.
GUCAGCUCUGCAAGAAAGCGAAUCAGUGAAAAUGGAGAAGUGGAGGUGGUCGUCAGCAGCUCAUCGUCUCCUCCGGCUCUGCUCGAACCCUCUAUCCGAUCUCCGGUGCAGCCCUAAGCUCCAAAAUUCGACUCCUUCAGGAGUUUUGUACAGGCAUGAAGGAACUUGUGAAUGGAUACGACCAUUUAUUGGACAGCAAAAGCAGCAUUUUGGACAGCGUUCACAUCAUUUAUGGUCGGGAAAUUGUCUUGGUGAAACACCUGGAAUUCAAAACAGAUUCUUUGGAGCCACGGCCACAAAAAUCGAGAGGAACUCUAAGUUUGCGACGCUGAAUUCCAACGAUAUAAGUUAUUUCAAGGAAAUAUUGGGUGAAAAAAAUGUUAUCCAGGAUGAAGACACUCUCCUGUCUGCAAAUACUGACUGGAUGCACAAAUACAGAGGCUCAAGUAAGCUUCUGCUCCUGCCUCGGACCACUGAGGAGGUCUCCAGCAUUCUGAAGUACUGCAAUUCUAGAUGCUUGGCUGUUGUUCCUCAAGGUGGAAAUACUGGCGUUGUAGGUGGAAAUGUUCCCGUUUUUGACGAGGUGAUUAUCAAUGUGAGUUCGAUGAAUAAUGUGAUAUCUUUCGACAAGGUGAGCGGUAUUCUGGUUUGUGAGGCAGGAUGCAUAUUGGAAAACCUGAUCUCAUUUUUGGACAACCGAGGAUUUAUUAUGCCCCUCGACUUAGGUGCAAAGGGGAGCUGCCAGAUUGGUGGCAAUGUUUCAACCAAUGCUGGUGGUUUGCGCCUUCUUCGAUAUGGAUCACUUCACGGAAAUGUACUUGGUCUUGAAGCAGUUUUGGCUAACGGUGAAGUGCUCGACAUGCUUGGUACUUUGCACAAAGAUAAUACUGGGUAUGAUCUGAAGCAUCUCUUCAUAGGGAGCGAGGGAUCCUUAGGGAUAGUAACUAAAGUGUCAAUCCUUACCCCCCCAAAGCUGUCAUCAGUAAAUGUAGCUUUUCUUGCAUGUAAAGAUUAUUUCAGUUGCCAGAAACUCCUAUUGGAGGCAAAGAGGAAACUUGGGGAGAUUCUCUCUGCUUUUGAAUUUCUAGAUGAACAGUCGAUGACUCUGGCACUGAACCAUUUAGAAGGUGUUCGUAAUCCAUUGCCUCCUUCACUGCACAAUUUCUAUGUUUUGAUCGAGACGACAGGCAGUAAUGAAUCUUAUGACAGAGAGAAACUGGAAGCCUUUCUAUUGAGCGCGAUGGAAGGUGGUUUGAUUUCAGAUGGAAUUGUUGCCCAAGAUAUACAACAAGCGUCUUCAAUUUGGCAUAUUCGUGAGGGUUUACCUGAAGCAUUGAUAAAAGCUGGGCCUAACUACAAUUACGAUCUUUCACUACCUGUCGAAAAGCUUUACAAUCUUGUUGAAGAAAUGCGGACUAGACUUGAUAACUUGGCCACUGUAGUGGCAUACGGUCAUCUCGGCGAUGGAAACCUGCAUCUUAACAUUUCAGCUCCUCAGUACGAUGAUGCUAUUCUGGCACAAAUCGAACCCUUUGUGUACGAGUGGACGUCUAAGAAUCGAGGAAGUAUAAGUGCUGAGCACGGCCUUGGACUCAUGAAGGCUAACAAGAUUUUAUACAGCAAAUCCCCUGCAGCUGUAAAUGUGAUGGCUUCCAUCAAAAAGUUGCUGGACCCAAACGGCAUACUCAACCCGUAUAAAGUUCUUCCACAAUCCAUGAUUCAUUGAAAGUAAGGGUGUAGAGUCCCGUCUGGGGGAGAUGAAGCAGUGCCGACGCGAAUAACAGAGAGAUGAAAGGUAACAUAGUACUUGAUGAAUGCCUACAGCUAGAAUAGCAUUUAUAUGAACGAAUGUGUCACUGUAACUCGCUGCUACUCGAGACACACUAUGGAAGGCACUCACAUGUUGCUGGCAGAUAUAUCGGGUCAUAAUAUGUACUUGUGCAUAAUUUUGCUUCUUUGUCUGCCGAUCUGCAUUCUUAACAUCAUGUAGACUUGUACGUAUUAUGUUCAGCUGAAAAGAAAAAAGAAAAAAACGCAACAGCAAAAUAAAGAACAAUCGAUAAUGUAAAACCCCAAGGAAAAUCUUCAGCCCUUGCUUGUUGAGAUAUGGUCAGCAUUUCUGUUUCUUGGGAGAGCUUGUUCUCGAGUACAUGUUAUCUUGAUCGACAUACUCCGUGUAAAGGCAAGACUGUCUUUUAAGGGAUCAAAAUGUUCAUUUUA